AUGGACCGAGCGCUCUUGGUGGGAAUACUAAGCAUCGGCGUCUCUGCAAGGUUGAGCGGCGCGCAGGUCGUUCCGUCCGUUUCGGUUACGGCGCGGGAUUGUCCCCCGUAUUGCGUUUACCUGAACAGGGAGCUGUCAUGUAACAGUCGUGUACGUGGUCACCCUAGCGUGUUCGCACUCGGCACACAGAGGCGCGCUAAGCAAACACCGGGGCACCGUAUCAGACGCGUAUUUCCAACGAGCGCGGCGCGACUGAGAAAAAAGCGUCUCCGCUCUUCGUGCACCGCGGCUGAGUCACCCGCGACCCACAGCCGCCGCUGCCGACCUCACAGCCAGCCAACGGGUUGCAAGUUGAGCCCG
Iphiclides podalirius (scarce swallowtail) is the source of this 360-nucleotide messenger RNA. The record is from the annotation of a GenBank genome assembly. NCBI's taxonomy places the organism in Eukaryota, Metazoa, Arthropoda, Insecta, Lepidoptera, Papilionidae.